This is a messenger RNA of Piliocolobus tephrosceles (Ugandan red Colobus), 2685 nucleotides long. RefSeq names its product receptor associated protein of the synapse (gene RAPSN). Gene Ontology annotation, molecular function: acetylcholine receptor binding; protein-membrane adaptor activity. The record is from RefSeq and is a predicted model, not a curated record. NCBI's taxonomy places the organism in Eukaryota, Metazoa, Chordata, Mammalia, Primates, Cercopithecidae. Gene Ontology annotation, cellular component: neuromuscular junction; plasma membrane. The transcript is spliced from 2 exons. Gene Ontology annotation, biological process: positive regulation of neuromuscular synaptic transmission; synaptic transmission, cholinergic. Bases 1403 to 1990 code for a protein of 195 amino acids.
CUCGGCCUCCCAAAGUGCUGGGAUUACAGGCUUGAGCCACCGCACCCGGCCUACCUUAACUACCCUUUAAAGACCCUGUCUCCAAAGACAGUCACAUUAUGAGAUAGUGUUAGGACUUAAACAUAUGCAUUUGGUUGGGGGGGGGACAUGAUUCAGCCAUAUCAAGGUGGGGAGUGGAGUGGUGUAACUGCUGCUGGGUGUGCGUCUCCUUUUUGGGGUGAUUAAAAUGUUCUGGAAUUAGUAGUAAUUAGUGUGCAUCUUUGUGAGUAUACUAAAAACAGCUGAAUUGCCCAGCCAGAAAGGAUGAACUUUGCGCUAGGGCAGGAAGAAGGCUGGCAGGCAGAGAGAGGAGAAAGGGGGCUGGAUGAGCUGGCCUGCUGGCAGGGGUCCUAGUACUACGUAAGACCUUGCCCUUCUCCACAAUAUCUGGUGUUAAAGCUCAUUAUGGGGACCCUUUCAACCCGGGGUUGGGAUUGGAAUUGAGACACUGAAACUUCAAGAGCUGGGCUCUGGCCCGGAUGGGCAUUUGCUACCGAGCAAGAUAGCCUCGUGCAGCACAUACGGGGUUUCCUGUUGCGUGCACUGUCCUAAGUCCUUCUCAACUCUUUCGUCAUUGAGUUCUUACAGCGGUCCAGUGAGCUAGGUACCAUUCCUCCCUUCAGGCCACGGUGCCGGGUCACUUGACUAGGGUCCCACUGGGAGUUCGAAGGAAGCCAGGCUAGAGCUCAGGCCUCUCACCAGCUGGAGGCCUUUCCCAGACUCUCUAAGGUGAGAGGCGCUGAAUGGUGUCAGCCUGGGCCUGAAUGAGUGACCCACGGUGCUCAGUGAAUUUCAGGAACAGAGCCAGGGGAAGCUGUGGUGGGGGGUGUCUUGAUGGGAGAGAAGCAGGGCUGGGCGCUCACCUGGCUUCCCCGGACCUGCAGGUCCAGCCUUGCUCUCCUUCCCCCGAGCACCUCUGGCCCAAGGCCUGCCCACUUGCUGGAGCUGGCCCCUUGGCGAGGCUGCCGGGAGGGCCCGUGCUGCCAGGGCGAUCAGAGUCAGUGCUGGAGGUGAUGAAGGGACGCCCAAGGGGGUGCCCAGGUGGCAAGAUGCCUGUAUGCUCAGGGAAGCCACGUCCCAGCUCGCGAGUGGGUGCGGCAGAGGCCCGCGUGACCUUGCUGCUGACAUUCCUCAGAGGCCACGUGGCCCCAACUGGCAGGGACAGCUGCGGACAGGGGCUGAACCAGCUUUGUUCCCAGGGUGGCGCCUGCUCUGCAUCCAGGCCCCACUCCCGCUCCCACCCGAUGCUGCUUUUGUUCCCAGGUUUCAGGGGGCAGCCGGCACUGUGAUUCCUGUGCCAUGAGUGCCUAGAGGCACGGAGCCACGAGGGGCCACCCCACGUGGGGCACAGGGCUUGGGGAGCAUGGGGCAGGACCAGACCAAGCAGCAGAUCGAGAAGGGGCUCCAGCUGUACCAGUCCAACCAGACAGAGAAGGCACUGCAGGUGUGGAUGAAGGUGCUGGAGAAGAGCUCGGACCUCGUGGGGCGCUUCCGCGUGCUGGGCUGCCUGGUCACGGCCCACUCAGAGAUGGGCCGAUACAAGGAGAUGCUGAAGUUCGCCGUGGUCCAGAUCGACACCGCCCGGGAGCUGGAGGAUGCCGACUUCCUCCUGGAGAGCUACCUGAACCUGGCCCGCAGCAACGAGAAGCUGUGCGAGUUUCACAAGACCAUCUCCUACUGCAAGACCUGCCUUGGGCUGCCUGGUACCAGGGCAGGUGCCCAGCUCGGAGGCCAGGUCAGCCUGAGCAUGGGCAAUGCCUUCCUGGGCCUCAGCGUCUUCCAGAAGGCCCUGGAGAGCUUCGAGAAGGCCCUGCGCUACGCCCACAACAACGAUGACGCCAUGCUCGAGUGCCGCGUGUGCUGCAGCCUGGGCAGCUUCUAUGCCCAGGUCAAGGUGGGCCUGUGCCCCAGGGGGACAGCAGUGGAGGGUUUUGGGGCUCCCCUCUCAUGAGGCACACACCCUGUAGCACUACCUCAUUCAGCCCUCCUUUUAGGGAGGGAUGAGGCAAGUGAGAUCAGAGGGAAAAGGCUCUUCUAGGAAGGUAACUACUUGGCCAGGAGGCCAGCAAGGGCAGAGCCAGGAUUCAAACCUUGAUCUGUCUGACUUCCUGGAGGAAUAAUGGGAGGCUCCUCUGUGAGGACAGGCCAGCGGCCUGCCCUACCAUGUUUGCUGUGUGGUCUUGGGCAAGUCACCUCUCCUCUCUGAACCUUGGGAGAUCUGUAAAAUGAAGGAGAAUAGGACUCACCUUACAGUGGGGUUGUAUGGAGUCAGUCACCAAAUCUUUAUUGAGCAUCUACCGUAUCCCAAGACUGUUGGCCCAGGGUGUAGCAGUGAGUAGAACAGCCAAGUCCCCGUCCUCACCAGGGUUCCGUUCUAGUUGGGAAAGAAAGACGAUCACCACAGUCAGGAAGUCAAGUGGUUAGGAGAAAGCGAAGUGGGCAAAGGGCUGGCAGCACUGGGUGUGGGGGUGUCAUAAUUUCAAACACGGUGGUCGGAGGGCCUCGCAGAGGUGAUGUUUGAUGGCUUGAAGAAGAGAGGGUGCGUCAUGCAGAAAUCUGGUGAGAGAACAUUCUAGGCAAAAAUGGGGGAACCCCUAAAACCAAACUGGACCCUGGGGAGGCACCCUGGAAUGCUUCCUGGAAUGU